This is a messenger RNA of Haliotis rubra (blacklip abalone), 2313 nucleotides long. RefSeq names its product low-density lipoprotein receptor-related protein 4-like. The record is from RefSeq and is a predicted model, not a curated record. Lineage: Eukaryota; Metazoa; Mollusca; Gastropoda; Lepetellida; Haliotidae. The transcript has 12 exons. The coding region runs from base 81 to 1883 and encodes 600 amino acids.
UUUCAAGUGGGCGUGACGUCAUAGUUCCUCAUCGGCAUAGGGAUGAGGCAGCCUAGUAACUGGCAGUGAACAUUAGCAGGAUGUACAGCUUACGUGGAUGGUGCCUCGUCGCUGUGGUCUGUGCUGUUAGUGGCACAGAAGAUGUGAUGGUAUUUGUGACAGACAAGUCGAAUGAAGUAUCUGGUCAAAUACACCGUGUCAAUGUGACGUCACGAGUCGUCUCUACACUUCCAUUAUUCAAAGUUAUAAGGCCCGUCGCUAUUGGAUAUGACAGCUUGACGGAAAAUAUCUACUGGAGUGAUGUCAUGUCCAAAGAAAUUCGGUCAGCCAAGUUUGAUGGCACCAAAGAAUCAACACUGUUGGAUCUCGAUACACAUGCUGUCCCCGAUGGUUUAACCAUUGACAUGAACCAUCGGAAACUGUUCUACACGGAUGCUGGAAACCACAUCAUCUGGGGUGUGGACUUGGACGGGCGCCAGGCGAAUGAGGAGAUAAUUAACGAGAAUCUUGAAAAUCCCAGAGCUAUAAUUACAUACUCAUCAAAGAAACUCCUAAUAUGGACAGACUGGGCGGUUUUCGCUAAGAUAGAGCGAUGCAAUUUUGACGGCACAGAUCGCAAGAUUCUGGUCAACACGGACAUCCAAUGGCCAAAUGGGAUUACUCUUGAUGACCAAAGCGAGACACUGUACUGGUGCGAUGCUGGGGAACACCGGAUCGACUCAGUCAAGCUCGACGGUACAGGCCGGCGGCAGAUCCUCAAUGAACCGGGCACUCAUUACUUCGGUAUAUUCUUCUUUGAGGACGCCCUGUACUUCACGGACUGGAAGACUAAUGCUGUACGAGCUAUACAUCUCAAUGGAACGGAGAAGCUGAGGAUCUCAUCAGGGGGGUUCAAGAGCCUCACUGGCAUUUAUGUCACCAAACUGUCCCGUUGUUCCUCACACACAUAUGGCGAAAGCUGUGAGGAACAGUGUGGUCAUUGCAAAGAUGGAGUUGCGUGCAACAGGACAACAGGACUGUGUACAGAAGGAUGCCAAGCAAAUUAUUACGGGAUAACAGGGAGUCGGGGCUACAACUUUUCGAUGUGUAACCGGUCAUGUGGUCACUGCAAGGCCGAUUCCUGUCAUUACCUGUCUGGGGAGUGUCCUUACGGCUGCAAGACAGGAUGGAGUGGUCCAAAGUGUGAUACAGAAAUUAUCGUAACAACGGAAACCAGUUCCUUGUCGACGGAUACGUCAACGGAUCCAUUAACGGAUACUACGCGCGGUCCAGCUCAAAUCGGCAAUGGCAGCACUACUUGUGGUAAGAUGGGUAACUAUGGCGACGGAUGCAAGUACAAGUGCGGUGCUUGUGCUAACCAUGCUCACUGCAACAGCCAGACUGGGGAGUGCCCACAACACUGUGCCUGCGGAUGGGAAGGGAGCCAAUGUAACCAUAGGCUGGUGGACAACCGGGAUUGUACUCAAGUGUUACCCGAGACUAGAAACCUUAGUGCAGAGGCCUCACACAGCAUAGACUAUGCAGUGCCGGUGAUGAUUGCUGUAAUAGUGGCCUUGGUGAUUGUUAUUGCCGUACUGGUGGUAUUGAUCUUUAGGUCACGCCGAGCUAAAGAAAGCCAGUACAACAAUCUACAGUUCAACAGUGACACUGGUGCCUCAAGCAUCAAUGAUGAAAACGUUGAAUACAAUGUUGUCAGUGAGGUACAAUGUCAACAACAAACGGAGGCAAACGCCAGUUCGCAGCUUCAUCCCCAGCCAGAUGUUCUUCCCGCAAGUGACAAAUGUUGCGACGCAAUCAGCGAUGACGUGGUGGAGGAUGCUGAAACAGACAUGAACAACGAUUCUGGAUAUGCAGCAUUGGACUUCGUGAACAGGAAGGAGUGAAGUGAAGUUUAAAGGAAAACCAAGUUCUAUGGAUAGUCAGUUUCUUUAUUGCAAUGAAUGCGACAUUUCGGUGUAGAUACUAACACCAUCAAGCAUGAAUGCGACGUUUCGGUGUAGAUACGAACACCGUUUUCAAGCAAGUACUAUACACCGAAACAUCAUUGCAAUAAAGAAGUUGACUAUCUAUAGAACUUGGUUUUCCUUCGUCUUUACAACUUCUAAAAUGCCUCUCAAAGGAGUGAGGUAUAUACCAAAAUUACUUAAUCGGAGUUUACCGAAUUGUGAUCUUCUUCGUCGGACUGUAGUAAGCAAGUGUGUGGUUUUUGGUUUAACGCUGAUUUGAACAUAUCACUGUUCAGUCAAGGUGCGAGCGAUAAUGUAAUAUCGGCGUGUAGACGUUUACGUUGUUAAACCCGCCAUCAUGGGAAAA